Molecule: messenger RNA, 531 nt
Organism: Microthlaspi erraticum
Lineage: Eukaryota; Viridiplantae; Streptophyta; Magnoliopsida; Brassicales; Brassicaceae
Source: the annotation of a GenBank genome assembly
AUGAGUAAUGGAGAGACAAACUUAGCAAGGAGUUCCAGCGAUGAUACUCACUCAGGGUUCGAGCUUCCGGAGCUUUACUUGUCAGAUGAAUGGAUGGACGAUGAUCUUGUGUCUGCCGUUUCCGGGAUGACUCAUUCUUAUGGUUACCAGACCAGUGAUGCUUCUGCUGCUGUCUUCUUCUCAGGUUCCUCUAGCAGUUUCACUCAUCUUGAAUCUCCAAGUACCAACGCUUCUGUAUCCGCUUCUAUAGCCCCUGCUUCUACCGAUAACCAAGUUAAGAAAGAAAAGAAGAAAGUUAGAGAGAGAGUUGCAUUCAAGACGAGGUCUGAGGUGGAAGUGCUUGACGACGGUUUCAAGUGGAGAAAGUAUGGGAAGAAGAUGGUGAAGAACAGCCCAAAUCCAAGAAACUACUACAAAUGUUCAGUUGAUGGCUGUCCUGUGAAGAAAAGAGUUGAAAGAGAUAGAGAUGAUCCGAGCUUUGUGAUAACAACUUACGAGGGCUCCCACACUCACUACUCAAACAUGAACUAA